CAGGAUUGGUUGCCAUGGUCCCUGCUGCUCUCUCUCAUGUGGGAAACAAGUGCCUUCUAUGUCCCUGGGGUUGCGCCCAUCAACUUCCACCAGAACGACCCUGUAGAAAUCAAGGCUGUGAAACUCACCAGCUCUCGAACCCAGCUACCUUAUGAAUACUACUCACUGCCCUUCUGUGCUCCAAAAAAAAUCACCUACAAGGCAGAGAAUCUGGGAGAGGUGCUGAGAGGGGACCGGAUUGUCAACACCCCUUUCCAGGUUCUCAUGAACAGCGAGAAGAAGUGUGAGGUGCUGUGCGGCGAGUCCAAGCCAGUGACCCUGAGCGUGGAGCAGAGCCGGCUGGUGGCCGAGCGGAUCACAGAGGACUAUUAUGUGCACCUCAUCGCCGAUAAUCUCCCCGUGGCCACCCGGCUGGAGCUCUACUCCAACCGCGAGGGAGAUGACCGGAAGAAGGAGAAGGACGUGCAGUUUGAACACGGCUACCGGCUGGGCUUCAUGGAUGUCAACAAGAUCUACCUGCACAAUCACCUCUCGUUCAUUCUCUACUACCACCGAGAGGACCUGGAAGAGGACCAGGAGCACACGUACCGCGUCGUCCGCUUCGAGGUGAUUCCCCAGAGCAUCAGGCUGGAGGACCUCAAAACAGGCGAGAAGAAGUCAUGUACCCUGCCCGAGGGCACCAACUCCUCACCCCAAGAAAUUGACCCAAACAAGGAGAACCAGCUGUACUUCACCUACUCCGUACACUGGGAGGAAAGCGACAUCAAGUGGGCCUCUCGCUGGGACACCUACCUGACCAUGAGCGACGUGCAGAUCCACUGGUUCUCUAUCAUUAACUCUGUCGUGGUGGUCUUCUUCCUGUCAGGCAUCCUCAGCAUGAUCAUCAUUCGUACCCUGAGGAAGGACAUCGCCAACUACAACAAGGAGGAUGACAUUGAAGACACCAUGGAGGAGUCUGGGUGGAAGCUGGUGCAUGGCGACGUCUUCCGGCCCCCCCAGUACCCCAUGAUCCUCAGCUCCCUGUUGGGCUCAGGCAUUCAGCUCUUCUGUAUGAUCCUCAUCGUCAUCUUUGUGGCCAUGCUUGGGAUGCUGUCGCCUUCCAGCCGGGGCGCUCUCAUGACCACCGCCUGCUUCCUCUUCAUGUUCAUGGGGGUGUUCGGCGGAUUCUCUGCCGGUCGGCUCUACCGCACUCUCAAAGGCCACCGGUGGAAGAAAGGCGCCUUCUGUACAGCAACUCUGUACCCUGGUGUGGUGUUUGGCAUCUGCUUCGUGCUGAAUUGCUUCAUCUGGGGCAAACACUCGUCGGGAGCGGUGCCCUUCCCCACCAUGGUGGCCCUGCUGUGCAUGUGGUUCGGCAUCUCCCUGCCCCUCGUCUACUUGGGCUACUACUUCGGCUUCCGCAAGCAGCCGUAUGACAACCCUGUGCGCACCAACCAGAUCCCCCGGCAGAUCCCCGAGCAGCGGUGGUACAUGAACCGGUUUGUGGGCAUCCUCAUGGCCGGGAUCCUGCCCUUCGGUGCCAUGUUUAUCGAGCUGUUCUUCAUCUUCAGUGCAAUAUGGGAGAAUCAGUUUUAUUAUCUCUUUGGCUUCCUGUUCCUCGUCUUCAUCAUCCUGGUGGUCUCCUGCUCCCAGAUCAGCAUUGUCAUGGUGUACUUCCAGCUCUGUGCAGAGGAUUACCGCUGGUGGUGGCGAAACUUCCUGGUCUCCGGGGGCUCAGCCUUCUACGUCCUGGUCUAUGCCAUCUUCUAUUUUGUUAACAAGCUGGACAUUGUCGAGUUCAUCCCCUCGCUGCUCUACUUUGGCUACACGGCCCUCAUGGUCCUGUCCUUCUGGCUCCUCACGGGCACCAUCGGCUUCUAUGCAGCCUACAUGUUUGUCCGCAAGAUCUACGCUGCUGUGAAGAUAGACUGAUGAGGUGGACCGGACCAGGGCCAGGCCCACCUCGUCGUCGGACUGGAAGCCACCUGCGCAGGGGACUGCAGGCGCCCAAAAUAAAAUCGCUCCUGCCCUUUGGGCUGUGACUCCUGGCACAGUGUUCCUGGACCCGGGGCUGCGAGGGUGCGGGAGGGCCUGUAGAUAAAUCUUGCAUUUUCCUUCAUCGUCUUAUUCCGGUUCUGUGGGGGAUGAGUUUUUUUGUGGGUUGUUUUUCUUCAGUGCUGAGAAAGUUCCCUCGGCAGGAACUCUUCGACCUGUUUCUUCAGGUUUGGUUUUUGGUUUGGG
This is a messenger RNA of Sorex fumeus (smoky shrew), 2220 nucleotides long. Its product is annotated as transmembrane 9 superfamily member 4. The transcript has 17 exons. Gene Ontology annotation, biological process: protein localization to membrane. The record is from RefSeq and is a predicted model, not a curated record. Lineage: Eukaryota; Metazoa; Chordata; Mammalia; Eulipotyphla; Soricidae. Gene Ontology annotation, cellular component: membrane. Bases 37 to 1911 code for a protein of 624 amino acids.